Messenger RNA from Vitrella brassicaformis, 6476 nucleotides. NCBI's taxonomy places the organism in Eukaryota, Vitrellaceae. The record is from the annotation of a GenBank genome assembly.
GAUUGAACAGCGUCCGACGUCGCAUACACACAGACAGGGCGAACACACCGAGUACUGACUGUAUACUCUUACACAUACACGGGGUCUCCUUUUGGUUUGUCAGAGAGAGGGCAACGCCACAGCAAACACCCAACCCACUCCAGCAAUCACACACUUGUACAAUGAACGAAGCAAUACACCCGACCAAGCCCGCCACUGCAUUGUACCACACACGCGCCAAAUUGGCCGUUUCUUGUCUUAUCCAAAGAAGGAGGGAGGGAAUGGUGCGCCGAUGUGUGUGGGGGGGGGCUGUUCAGCGGCUUGGCAUCAUGCCGUACGGCGCCCCCGCCAUGCCCAAAGGGUUGCCCAUCCCACCACCCAUCCCGCCGCCGCGACUGUCACGCCUGAAUGCAGUGGACACAUCGGCGAUGUGAUCGGUUAUCUGUGUGGUGUGUCGGUGCCAUGAGCAUGGCUGCUCUUACAUGGCAUGGUGGCUGUGUUGCAUCGGCUGGGCACGGUAGGGGUUCAGCUGAAUACCCUGAAAGGGACGACAAGAAAGAUCAAUUCAGUGGCGCUCGUUUUCACCAUACGCACACACACGUUGCCGCUAGACCUGGUAGGGGUAUCCAGCCGGGCUUGCAUUUGCCAUGGCGGCCGUGUGGUUCUCGGGGCCGGGGAACUGCCCGCCGCGCUGAGCCGAAUGCGAACGACUGACACACCACACAUCACACGCAAACACACACGCAGGAACGUAUCAAGAAGACUCUUGUCUGACGGAAAUCAUGUCUGUCAUAUGUCAUGCCGACUGACCCGGACGGUUGUGGCGGUGAGUUUGCCAUUGGGUGCUGGCCGUAGUGGGAGCCGUUGCGCGUCCGGCCAUACGGCUGGGGCGAAGACGAGGGCGCCAUGCGGCCGUAGCCGGCAUUCAUGCCUACACGCACACAAGACACAAGACACACAUCUAUUGGCGAUUCGAUGAGUCAAUCCCUCAGUGAGGCCAUCUGGGGUUACCGUCUGGGGUCUGCUGCAUGGGCGGUGACGCGAACUGGGAGUAGGGCUGGUAGUUGGGAUCGGGUGGUGGCGGCUGCUGCUCACCCUUCCGCCUCUUUCUCUUGCUCCCGCCCUCGUCCAUCACCCCACCACCACCCCCACCAGCCAUCGCAUUCGGAGGCACCUGCGUAGCGAACGGCCCCGCGGUCACGCUGGCGCCGACGGAAGGUGGCAGAGAAGGGCUGGUGGGGUCACAUACCUGCUGCGGCUCAGCCAUGCCGUGGUUCAACGCACCUUGGGCAGGCGCGUGGCUGCCGCCCCCACCGCCCUUCGAUCCCUUGCUGGACCGUCUCUUUCUGCCGUGCGAUGACCCGACGCUCUGCCGUGCUGGCGACAUCUGGUUCGGGUGGCCGUAGGGCUGCAUGUGGCCUAUCUGCUGGCUGGGGGGCGACUGCGGCACCUGCUGCGCCAUGUGCUGCUGUUGAUAAUAGGGGGAGGGAGGGGGGUGGCCGUGCUGCGGGUGGGGGUGGGGGCUGGCCGGGGGAUGAGCCGCAGGGGGCGGCGCGGCCGACGCACCUCGCUGACCUCUGUGGCUGUGAUGGUGCAUCUGCUGCCGGUGCUGGUGAUGCUGCUGGUGCUGAUGCUGGGCAUAGGCAUGGUUGCCGUACUGCCCGCCGUGUGUGGGGUGCGUGGCAGGGGAGGGCAUCGAGGGCGGGACGCCGCCGUGCAUGGCUGCGGGCGGUGGCGAGAAGGGGGGCGAGUGCUGGUGCCUGUGGUAGGGAUUGGCGUGUGAGGGCCUGUGCGUGGCCUGGCGCUGCUGCUGCGCCUGACGCACUUGAAUGUAGAGCUGAUCCUGCAGUGGAACCGACCGACCGAUGACCUUGUGUGUCUUGUGUUCCGUGUUAUAUGGUGCGUGCAAUGCAACUAAGGUACCGGCACUGUGGGCUUCUUGGCGUUGUUGGUGCUCUUCAAAUAGGCCUGGUUCUGCAGAUUCUGAUACAAUAUACAGGACAGCAGCACCACACCAUGUUUCGGCAUAGUCAUGUCGUCGUCUCGUGUGCCACACAUUCACAUACGUCUUGUCUGAGCUUCUCGUAGUCGGCAACUCUGGCCGCCACCGCCUCGUACGAACGAUCCGAUUCACCACCUGAUGAACGACACAGCCACAGCAUAGACGAGAGUGCCACGAGGCAGUUAGCCAUGGUCUGUCUCUCCAUUCUGCCCUAUUCCUACCCUCUUGCGUGGCACCGGCGGGAUGGUACAUCUGCACACAGAGAGAGGGAAAGAGACAAUGUGGUGGAAAAUGUGGUGGUUGUCAGUGUAGUUGGCCGGCCUUCUGGCGCAUCAAUCCACCCACCUGAGAUUGGAUCUGUGCGGCGUCCCUGAGCUUGUAGUGCGAGGCGUGAAUGUCGCAAACGGCGCCCCGCUCCAGGCUGUCGAAGGGCAACCCACUCGUCGACACGCCGCCCAGACCCGCUGGACAAUCAACCACACCACACAGCAGCCGGGGAGGGAUGAUGCAGCCCAUCCGGGAGUGUGAGUGUAGUGUCUGUGUGUGUUGGCUGACAGACCUUGUCUGACGAGGUCGUCCACUUUGAAGGCGUCGUGAUAGGAGCCUGGUCAUCGAGAGAGACACAGCACGGCCCAUGCAGACAGCGAAUAAUUAGGCUGUCUGUUCUGUGUGUGUGUCCCGGCUUCGCCAUGCCCACCUCUCGCUGAAACCCUCUUCUCCUUUUGGACACUCUUCAUGACCAUGGCAGAGUAGUACUUGAGCGUCUUGGCCUGCAGCGUAGUGGAAGCAACCAGCAUCUGUGUACGUCUGUGUGCGUGUCUGUCGCGGGUCGGUAGGUCACCUCGUUCUCCUCGACUUCUCUCGGCUGUGUGUCAGCGUCGCCCAUGAGCUUAGACACUCCCUCAGACGAGUGAACCAACCCUGUCAACAAGCCUGCACACCCACAGCCACCAUACCAUGCACACCCACAUCUCCUCCUCUCCCUCUCUCUCCCUCCCAGGUUCACCACCCACCCACCUCGGAUGUAUCGCAUGAGCGGCGCCACCUUCCCAUCCGACGACGUCGUCGCAUCGCCCACAGGAACGAUCGCCCCACUAUCUCGCCCCCAUUUCCUCUUCUCCCUCUCAUCGCCCUUCAUGGUCUCGUCGUCACUGGUGGCCGGCACCCCCGUGGACCCCGUCUCGCCGCUCCCGCUCUCCUCCUUCUUGCUCACGUCCAUCAUCUGGUGGGCAUCGCUGUCGGGCGGGUGCGACCCAUCCAGCCUCCGCUUGCGGGCGCGGCGGGCUGCGCAAAAGGCUCUGGUUGAGUCGAGGGCCGAUGUGACGGGGAGGAAUCGGGGUGAGGGGCGGGCGCGGUGGACGCGGGACAGCGGGGGCAGGGACACGACCUGAGAGAGAAAGCGCGGAGAGAGAGAGGGUGGGUGGGUAUGUGGGUCGUGAUGCGUGUUCGGUUGCGUGCCUUUGGUUGGUCUUUGGCGUCUGCGGGCACUCUGGAGGCGUAGGUGGCGCUGGGGGUGGCCCGGGGGGAGCCAGACGCGGUCCGCUCGCGAAGCUUCACCCACCUGACACACAACCACCAUCAAUAUCAGCGAGCCAUCCAUCCAAGUGUCCGGGGGAUUGCCUUCCUUGUGCGUGUGAAGGCUCCGCUCACUGGUCCUGGCACAUCUUGCUGUUGCGGCACUUGGACAGUGGCCCCAUGGCCGUGUUGACGCUGUCGGCGAUCAAGCCCCAGUUGACGUACUUGCCGCCUGGUGUGGAUCGACACACACACACACACACACACACCCCAGCCCCUCCCGUGUUAUCAUGAAUGCGCUCUGGGUGGCUGAGUGGCUUACAGAGCGCCUCUGGACUUGACCCAUCGUAGAUCUCCACCUGACAAACCAAACACACACCCCUUCAUGUGUGUGUGUAUUGUGGUGGUGUGGAUCGAUGGGCGUGUUGUGUUGUGUGUUGCCUGCCAUACGAAUCGCUCGAGUAUUGUGUUUUCGUCUGGGAGCCAUUCGCCCUCUAUGGGUUUCCUGCCCAUCCAGUCGUCGGAGGGCAUGCCGCCUCCGCCCCCGUCGUAGGGGUCUGAGGAGGGGUGGGGCAGGUGGAAGAGGUAAGACGGAUCCAGCUGCAGGUGCUUCAGCUGCAUGCCAUGUAGCAAAGCAAACAAAGCAGCCAGCCAACCACAUGGAUGGAUGGAUGGAUGGAUGGAGAAACAGACAGGCGAGUUAGUUAGUGGUGGGCCUGCAGGUCGGGGUGCCAAUUAGGUGCCUACCUUUUUUUGGCUCUUUCUGUUCCUACGGGGAACAUUUGGCACCAACUGGAUGAAGGGAAGCGGAGCGGCCAGCACAACAGACGACACACACAUGAAUGACACGAGGUGGUGUGGUGGCCUUCUGUCCUUGUUUGAGGCUCACUCACCGGCAGGCCCUCUGGUCUCCCUGUGUCGAGCCCUCUCUGCUUUUUGAUGCGGGGGUACUCGUCGUUGUCGGGGUUGCGGUAGGCCAUGGCGUAGAUCUGCAGCAUCAGCGAGUCCUCCUCAGAGUCACUCCGACCUGGUCGACACAGACACACACACAGACACAGACACAGACAAGAAGGUGUGGAAGUGGGAGGUGUGUGCCGGUACACCACACACACACACCACUGAGCGGAAAUUGGAGGACGUCUUUCGACAGGUCGGGCGGGCCCAGCACACCGGGCAAGUGCAGCGCACCCUGACCACACACACACACACGCACACGUAAUGGUUGGUUCUUGUUUUUUGUGUGUCGAUUGUGUGGUGCAUCCAGCAAGGCAAGGCAAUGCUAGGUGUCCAUCCACCUACCUGUUGCUGCAUGGCGUGAACGUUCUUUUCAAAGUGGUGCUGCCGCGACGUGUAGUAGGCGUCCAUGUCCUCCAGGCCACAGCUCUCGCGAGUCGGGUCGCCGAUGUCUGCCAUCACACACACACACACCCACACACCCACACACACGUGUGGAUGCAGUCCUUAUGCCGUUUGUGUGCGUCUCCUUGACCCCUACUGAGGUAGUAGAGUGGCGUCACGGGCUGGAUGUCGACGAACAGCGGCUCGGCCUUGGUGAAGGCGCCGAAGUCCUCACGCAGAGAAUCGUCGUCGUCUGAAGCGACACAAGGAAUAUGAAUGUCAGUGGGAAUGGCGCAUCUGUGUCCCCGCCCCUUCUUCGCAUUCGGACCGUCGGAUGGUGGGGGCUUCAUCGCCUCUGUUGGCACAGGCACAUCACACACACACACACACAGAGAGAGAGAGAGAGAGCCCAUCCAUAGAGCAGAUGUGAAAAGAAUGGAUGACGCAUGCCAAUGCCAUGCGUGUGUGUGUGUGUGGACCUCCUACCUGCAAUGGCGCUGUCCGGCACGGCCACUCCAUCCAUGGUGGACUCCAACACUGAUCGAUCACAGAUGGGAUGAAUGCAGUGUUGUGUGAGCGACCUAGUGUGUGUGUGUGUGUGUGUCAGUCUCUCACGUCCAUGCUGCUUGUAGAGUGCCUUGAGGGUGCGAUCGCAGUACUCGAACAGCCCCUGCGUGAUGCGAGCGCUCUUCUCCUUCCGACGGGGAUGGUUCUUGUCAGCCUGCAUUUCACACACACACACACACACGCUGAUGAGUGCAUCCAUCUCUCCAUCCCUCGAGCCGCCCAGCCAUCAUUCCGCUUUGACUUAUCCCACCCGUGGGCCCGUUCUGAAGACAAUCGCAGCCCUCUGCUGCCUGCUUCCAGGCUGCUGCCCGCCCGCCCCCUCGGCACCCGGCCCCAAGCUCUUGGGCAUGGCCUCCCUGUCGUCGAGCUCAAUCGCCUCCGUCUUGAGGUCGGCUGGCAUGAGAUCAGGCGCCACUUUGUUGGUCACUCCCAGCCAGAAGGACUGCACGAUAGCGGCGCACGUGGCGGCGUGGUGCUCGACCUUCUGCCUCUCGAGCUUGCGGAAGUGGUCCUUGAUCAUGUAGGACACGCGGCGGGCGAGAUGGACCUUCCACUUUCGCUCCUCGUAGAAAUCGAUGGCCAUCCAUUGCAUCUCCUGCAAGACGUCGUCCCAGGGCGUGCGCACCAGACGGGGAGGCUCGCAGGGAGGGAGACAAGCACCGUGCUCUGACAGGCAGCCAGCGAUGCACACACCCAGAUCACCCCAUCUCAUCACCAGUGAGUGUUUCCACAAGCUUACUGUUCACGUGUCUCGCCACCUCAUCCGCGAGCUCCUGCCUCGCCAGCUGACACCAUAACCACACACGGCAGCAAAAGUCGAUGCUCAGAGCCAAAUGACGGGUUUUCGCAAACUUACGGGCCGUGAGACCGCUCUCAUGGCUUCUUUCUGAUGGAAACGCUCAGCAGAGGUCUUGUGCGUCGAUAAGGCCGCUAAGCAGUCCCCUGCGUUGGCUCCCCUCAGAGAACAAGCCCAACUCGAUCCUCGGGGUCAUUGAUGUCAAUCGGCGCCAUUUUCAGCGGCUUUCGCGAUCACUGUCCUCCCAGACUCAUCCCAGGGGACAGAUGAGGCACCGUC